Molecule: messenger RNA, 4611 nt
Organism: Girardinichthys multiradiatus
Lineage: Eukaryota; Metazoa; Chordata; Actinopteri; Cyprinodontiformes; Goodeidae
Gene: esyt1a
Product: extended synaptotagmin-like protein 1a
Exons: 31
Coding region: 415-3669 (1084 amino acids)
Biological process (GO): lipid transport
Molecular function (GO): lipid binding
Source: RefSeq, a predicted model, not a curated record
UAUCCUGACUGGCAGGCUGUGUAAAAAGAUAACAGGUCGAGCUGCUUUACAAUAGUUAGAUUGUACGUGUGUACGCUCCGCCCGGCAGCAGCACAUAACGCUACAAGUUAAUUCAAGGGUCUGAGUUUCUGCUUGAUCUGAUGCAGGGCUUCAAGAUGAGCCCGCCCUCUCGGGUCUCGGUCUCUGCUUGCCCUGCUCCUCCAGACCAACAAAAAUGACCAGACGCGGAACAGUUCAUGACAGAGCCCUGCGGAACUGAGGCGGAGAGAAGCCGUUCCUGGUCUGCAGUUUUGUCUCUAUGGUUUCUGUAAUUAAACUGCGUCGCUGAGCGCAGGGGCUCGCCACUCUGCCACAGAAGCGGGGGGGAGUUUAAAGAGGCCAGGCCAAGAGCUUAGUAGUUAUCCGCAUCUCAGCAUGCACACCACAGAUGCAGACCCGGACAUGAGCAGCGACACGGCUCCAGCAGCAGCAGCAGCCCCGGCCUCACCGAGCCAGCACCCCGGUGAGGGCGCAGUCAGGGUGCUGUGGUCGUUUGGAAAAUGCCUCGCUGCUCUCCUCCCGGUCUACCUGGCCGGAUAUUACGGCUUCAGCAUAAGCUUCUUGUUGCUCGGAGUGAUGAUCUACAUGGGAUACAAACACGGUCGGCUGGAGAAGGAGAUGAGGCUCAAGUCUUCUAUGUACCUCCUGGAGAACGAGAGGGAGUUCACCACUCAGAAGCUUUUCAGAAGCAGGAGGGAUCUUCCUCCCUGGAUCAAUUUUCCAGAUGUGGAAAAAGUGGAGUGGCUGAAUAAGAUACUGCAGCAGGCCUGGCCCUUUGUUGGCCAGUAUCUGGAGAAGCUGCUGGUGGAAACCAUCGCUCCUGCAAUUCGAGCUUCCAGCAUUCAUCUGCAGACUCUCAACUUCACUAAGGUCAACCUGGGAGAAAAGGCUCUGAAGCUGGUUGGUGUAAAGGCUCACACAGAACAAGACAAAAGACAAGUUAUGUUGGAUUUGUAUCUCAGUUACGCCGGUGAUGUGGAGAUAAAUGUCGAAAUUAAAAAGUACUUCUGCAAAGCUGGCGUGAAAGGAGUCCAGCUCCACGGAAAGCUGCGUGUAAUCCUGGAGCCGCUGAUUGGAGAUGUGCCACUGGUUGGAGCCGUUACAAUGUUCUUUAUUCGCAGGCCUAAACUGGACAUCAACUGGACUGGACUUACAAAUCUGUUGGAUAUCCCUGGUCUCAAUGCCAUGUCGGACACAAUGAUAAUGGAUGCAAUAGCUUCCCACCUGGUGCUCCCCAACCGUCUCACGAUUCCCCUGGUGGCUGACCUGCAUGUGGCGCAGCUUCGCUCCCCUCUCCCAAGGGGAGUCGUUCGUAUCCACCUGCUGGAAGCUGAGGACCUCACAGCCAAGGACACUGUCAUCAAGGGGCUGAUCGAUGGGAAGUCGGACCCGUACGCCGUGCUGCGAGUGGGAACCCAGAUAUUUACCUCUCACCACGUGGACAGCAACCUGAACCCGCAGUGGAGGGAGAUGUACGAGGUUAUUGUCCAUGAAGUACCUGGUCAGGAGUUGGAAGUGGAAGUGUUUGACAAAGACCCAGACCAGGAUGACUUCCUGGGGAGGGCCAAGAUCGAUCUGGAUAUUGUGAAAAAGGCCAGAAUUGUGGAUGAUUGGUUCAAUUUGAGGGAUGUCCCAUCUGGCAGCGUCCACCUCCGGCUGGAGUGGCUCUCUCUGCUGUCCUCUGCUGACAGACUGAGUGAGGUGAUUCAGAAGAACCAGAACUUGACAGCAAAGACAGCUGAUCCCCCGUCUGCUGCCAUCCUCGCCGUCUAUCUUGACCAAGCUUAUGAGCUGCCUAUGAGAAAAGAUAACAAGGAUCCAAGCCCAAUGGUCCAGAUUUCUGUUCAGGACACAACUAAAGAAAGCAAGACCUGCUAUGGGACUAACAACCCUGUUUGGGAGGACGCUUUCACGUUUUUCAUUCAGGAUCCUCGCAAACAAGAUAUUGACAUUCAGGUGAAGGAUGAUGACCGCGCCUUCCCAUUAGGUAGCUUGACAAUUCCUCUGAGCCGUCUUCUGGAGAGCCACGAGCUCACCUUGGACCAGUGGUUCCACCUGGAGAAUCCGGGUUUAGCCAGCCGCCUCUAUGCCAAAAUUGUGCUGAGGGUUUUGUGGCUAAGCGAUGACGCGUCUCCCACAACUCCGUCUCCACCCCCUUCUGGCUCUGGAUCUGGAAUGGAUCAGGGAGAAAUCUCGUCAAACCAAAACUCUACAGGGCCAGGCGGUCAAACUAAACCGCUGCCAUCACGACCACAGAACACCACCCCUGAUCCAGAGUUUGCAACUGAGGGAGUGUUACGAAUCCAUCUGGUGGAGGCCCAAAACCUGAUAGCCAAGGACAACUUCAUGGGGGGCAUGGUGAAAGGGAAGAGUGACCCCUAUGUCAAGAUCCGUGUUGCUGGUAUAACCUUCCGCAGCCACACCAUCAAAGAGAACCUCAAUCCUGUCUGGAAUGAACUUUAUGAGGUGAUUUUGACCCAGCUUCCAGGUCAGGAGAUCCAGUUUGAGCUGUUUGAUAAGGACAUUGAUCAGGAUGACUUCCUUGGAAGGUUUAAGCUUAACCUAAGAGACAUCAUUAGCGCCCAGUUCAUUGAUACGUGGUACACUCUAAAUGAUGUAAAAUCAGGUCGAGUUCACCUUGUGAUGGAGUGGCUGCCCAGAGUGACUGACCUACCUAGACUGGAGCAGGUUUUGCAGUAUCAGUCCCAACAGUCGUACCAAAACAAGGUUGUGCCUUCAGCGACUGUGUUGUUUGUGUACGUGGAACGUGCCCAUGGCCUGCCGCUUAAGAAGAAUGGAAAAGAGCCAAAGGCUGGAGUAGAGAUUACACUUAAGAAUGUUUCAUACAAAACCAAGAUUUGUGAGAGAUCCACAUCACCUCGAUGGGAUGAGGCGUACCACUUUUUGGUUCGUGAUCCGAGAGAUGAAACACUCACAGUGAAGCUUUCCCACAGCUGGGGCCAGACUCUGGGGUCACUGACUCUGCUUCUGAGGGAGGUGCUGUUUGAGCCAGGCUUGAUGCUGGACAAAUGGUUCAGUCUGGAAGGAGCACUGCCAGAGAGUCAGAUAUUGCUGAGAGUCACUCUCAAGAUAUUGGACACCCAGUUAGCAGUGUGUCGGGGUACACCUGGAGCAGGUGGAAAUGGCGGUGUAGAACAAUUUAUGCCCAGAUGGGUUCCUUCCCAUCUCGAUCUGAAGCACAGAAGUGGAUUUUCCAUCAUCACUGAUAAUGCAAACUCAGCUGCCCAAGUGAAGCUUACCAUCGGCUACUCUGCAGAGGAAAACAGGCUUUUCAUCAUCGUUCACUCCUGCAGAGCUCUGGCAGCCUGCUCUAAGGACGCCGCCGACCCGUAUGUUUCUUUUGUCCUGCUGCCUGACAAGAAAGCCACAACCAAGAGACGAACCACCACCAAGAAGAGGGACCUCAACCCAGAGUUCAAUGAGAGGUUUGACUUUGAUUUUGGUCUGGAGGAGUCCAUGCAGAGAAGACUGGAUUUAUCUGUGAAGCACAGUGGCUCCUUCAUGAGCCGAGAGAAGGAGCUCAUCGGCAAGUUGCAGCUGGAUCUGGACCAAAUCGACCUCAAGGCUGGUGUCACACAAUGGUAUGAUCUAGUAGCAGAAAGCACCUAGAAGAGUCCCAUUUCUGGUACAAUUCAACAUAAGCAUUGUGUUGCUUCUGUGAUCUGUGAUUUGUGCAUUUGUAAUUCAGCUUAAAUUUAAUAUUACAACAUCAGUGAAACAAAAACAGACAUUUAUGCCUCACGGAAGACACAAACCAUUAGUGUUUAUUGGAAGAAAAUACAUGUAGCUCAUGAUUCUCAAAGCAGUAAAUUUGUAGAAUCUCUUCUGCAUUGACAGAUAUUUUCACCGGUUAGAUAUUUGAUAAUAAUGCAAUCAUUUUGCACGACGAACCUGUGGUUUAUGUGUUUUAAGACCUGUCCAUGUCCUGUUUGAGUUUAUUUUUUUUUAAAAAGGGCCUUAAGCUGUGGUAAAACUGUGUUUCAAUAUUUACAACCUCCAAGACAUCUGAAAUGUUUCCUUAAAUGUUAUAUUUUACAGUCUUAAAGCAAUUCCAAAUUAGACUUUGGUUAUAUGUUUAUAUUAUUGCCUUAAGUAUUACAAAACUGUGCACAAUCUGUCAGUGUUUAUGUGUUCCAGAUGAAGUUUUAUAUGUUCUGAAUGUUACUUUUCUAAAUCGGAGUAUUACAAACCUUUAGGUCCUUGUCUAAAACAGAGGUGCGAUACCGUAAGCCGAGUCUAAAUCAUUGUGCUUUUAGGAGGACCAUACUGUGCUGAUGAGUGCUGGUGCUACAGCAACCAAUGCUUCUCUGUGUGUUUAGGUGUUUGUUGUACUGAUGCUUUCAAUGAUGUGUAUAAUUUCUCAAGCUGGGCAAGUAAAGACCAUGUUAAAGUUCACCACUAUUUUUAAGGGACACAACAUGAAAAUUUAUGAAGCUGGACAGAAGAUUAUUUGACUGUGUUGGAACUGUAGAUCAGUGCUUUAGCAUACUUGGAAGAUAUCAUUCUGCAUGUGCUAAAUUUGUUGAUUAAAGUUUGCACUCGUGAAUCAAA